UAACGAAAACACAACGACAUUAACGAAAACACAACUACAUUAACGAAAACACAACGGAAAAGGUAUGUCCCAGUGGGAGACCUAAGAAAUCGCUGAUUGGACUACAGCUCGUUUUACUUUUGAACCGGAAGUUACUCUGGUGUGCUUCGUUUUAAUGAGAAGCGGGCAUACGGUCACGUCGCAAUGUUUUGCCCAAACUGCGGGAAAGAGCUGGUUGAGCCGUCACCAAACUUCUGCAGCAAUUGUGGCAAGAGGCUUCAACUUCAGGAAAUAUUUAUGGAAGAUACUCCACAAUGUUCAACACAACAGCCUGUUCCAUCCUGCCCUGCACCAGCCCUCAGCACCUUCCUUGAAUACAGAAAAAAGAAAAAUGAGGAGCGACAAAAGUAUUCUCUUGGGAAAAAGGGGUUAAAGCAAAAGGAAAAAAAGAAAGUUCGGAUAAAUAUUGGCUUGAUGACCAUUCACAAGAAUGGUCUAAAGCCACAGCGUGGAAAAACCAUUUUGCUUGCAACAGAUCCAGAUGUCUCUGCCACACCUCUGCUCAGUCUUGCUGCUAAAAAAAUGAAGGACUUCAACAAAGAUAUAACAGAUGGACCUUUCCUCCUUCUGUACCCAGAUGGGACAGAGGUUAUUAAUAUCCCUGGGACACAAACACCGUUUACUCUUGCAGCUUAUAAGGCUGAAAUUGGCAAGUCAUAUCAAAGGAUCUCUCUUUUCCUCUGCUUGAAAAGGGACUUUGAAGAAGUUGCAAAAUUGUCAGACUCGUCCGAUUCCGACCCAGAGGUUGUUAUUAGAAAAAACUCCGAGUUUGAUCUUGCUGAUACACUGCCAUGGGAACCUAUGAAUGAAAGCAGUCCUUUGCAAAAGGUGGCAGAAACAGAGAAUGGUGUUGGGGAUCUCGUACUUGCAAAUGAAGUACAACAGGUUAUGGACUUGGAUAACAAUGGCAACAAUCCAGGCACCAGUCAAUGUCUCACUGUCCAGAGCUCCUGUUACAGAGACUACACCACUCUCUUUGAGCCCAUUGUUAUUGAUGAUGAUGAUGAGAUUGAAUAUUUUACAGAAGACAAAAAGCAGGACCUGCCCCCAGAAGAACAUUUACAAACAAACGUGCAGCCACAUGAUAUUAUUGCAGAACUGGCCAAGAAUAUUGACCACAAGAAAGUCAGCCGGUUCAACAUAUGUCGUACUGAUGUGUGGGAUGGAGCUGUUCGGGGCUUUCAGAGGAGCACAUACUCCGACAAGAACGACAUGUUCAUCAAAUUUAACGAUGAUGCUGGCUGUUUGGAGGAAGGGUUGGACACAGGUGGCCCGAGGCGUGAGUUUCUCACACUUCUUAUGGCCAUUCUGAGAAAUCGUCCUAUCUUUGAUGGACCCCCAGAAGCUCGUUACGUUGGGUACAAUUCGAGAGGUGAGUCAUUUUUGGGUUAGUGAACCUAACUAACCUUAGUUAGUGAAGUGGUAGUACUUCUAAAAUAAAAAUUUGCAGAAACAUGUGCUUAUGUGUCUGUCAUAAGCAGAUCUAAGAUUUAAUUACCCACAGUAAUAAUUUGCUCUGUACAACAGCUGCCAGGGAAGAUGAGUAUUUUUUAGCAGGAAAGAUGAUUGCUGUAUCGAUUGUACAUGGGGGACCGGCACCACAUUUUCUCUCAAAGAACCUGGUCAACUACAUGAUAGGGAAUCCAAGUUUCAGCGCCACUGUUGAAGAUGUUCAAGAUGAGGAGAUAGGGAAAGUUCUAAAGCAGGUAGGAAAUGACCUAGGUUUAGGAAAUAGAUUUAUUGUAUGCCAACUGGAGAUUAUUUUCACGUUCAGAUUAAGAUUAGGAAAUUAUUAUAACAAAAUAGUAAUUUCGUUUUCUCAAAGCUUGACAAAUCUUUUUGUUUUGAAAGGCCUGAUUUCAGCCUAUCUCAAGAAAUGUGAAAUCACAAAUGCACAAAAUGUUUAUGCUAUUUUUGUAUUCAUAACGAAGAAGUUGUCAAAUUGAUAGUUCUGUACUUCUUCUUAUAAUAAACUGCUUGUUUUAUAGGUCCUGGAAGCUGAAUCAGAUGAAUCUCUGCUAAAUAUAAUUUUUCAAAACAGCGGGAUGUUCCAAACUGCUGGUUGCUUCAGAAGUGUGAAGAUUUCUGAGAAGAAAACUUUUGUAGAGGAGUAUCUCAGAUGGUACAUCCUUGACAGAAACCACAGUGCCAUUCAACGAUUCAAAGAUGGACUGGCAAGUCUGGGGUUUUUCGCUGCACUGCAACAGCAUUUCAGUGUCCUGUCCCCAGUCCUAUGUUUCUCUGCCAAGGCCCUGACUGCUUCAGACUUGGAGACCAUGUUCAAACCAGAUCUCAGCCCAGUAGGAACCAAUAGGCGGCAAAAGGAGGGCAAAACUAUCGUCUUCUGGGCAGAUUAUUUGCUUGAUUGCGAAG
Molecule: messenger RNA, 2412 nt
Organism: Xiphophorus couchianus (Monterrey platyfish)
Lineage: Eukaryota; Metazoa; Chordata; Actinopteri; Cyprinodontiformes; Poeciliidae
Exons: 10
Coding region: 184-1431 (415 amino acids)
Molecular function (GO): ubiquitin-protein transferase activity
Source: RefSeq, a predicted model, not a curated record